Molecule: messenger RNA, 1524 nt
Organism: Pyrus x bretschneideri (Chinese white pear)
Lineage: Eukaryota; Viridiplantae; Streptophyta; Magnoliopsida; Rosales; Rosaceae
Product: pectinesterase inhibitor 10
Exons: 1
Coding region: 389-1342 (317 amino acids)
Biological process (GO): negative regulation of catalytic activity
Molecular function (GO): enzyme inhibitor activity
Source: RefSeq, a predicted model, not a curated record
CUGAAUGCUCUUUAUUUUAGCUGAAGAGCUUAAGCUAGGCGACCUUGCGGUUAGCCCAAGUGAUGAAGGACUCUAAGAUCCGUCAGGGUUGCCCCAAGUGAUGAAGGACUAGCAGGUAAUGGGUUAGGAUUAAGAUCCGUCAGGGUUGCCCCAAGUGAUGAAGGACUAGCAGGUAAUGGGUUAGGAUUAAGAUCCGUCAGGGUUUGGGGCAACGGAUUACGGUGAGAGACCAUCACCUCUUAUAGGAGAUUGAAUUCUAGCCCUCUAAUUUUAAAACCACUUGUGAAUACAAAAGAAUGUGUUAAUUAAGGUUAAAUUCCAUUGAUAGUCAAACAAUCCGUAAACAAAGCCGUUAAUUCACCAAAACACACACGGUGGCUAUUAUUGCAUGCUUAAAAUUAUCUUUCAAAAGCCUCCCAUUCUUUCAUUUUCUCCUCUUUUACUUCCCUCCACCCUGCAAGCAAAUUCAAGAACAACAAUGGAUCCAAAGUGCUAUACUCAAACGCCUCUCGUCAUCUUAUUCUUCUUCCUUUUCGGCUUCAACUCCGUGCAAGCCGUAUGCAAGCCCCGGGACUUGAAACUGAGGUACCUAACCGUUCUCUCUUCAGCACCUAGUUCUCCUAACUCGCAGGCGUCUGUGCCUCCUAGUGAGCCACCUGCGGGUAAAGUCUUCCCUUCAUCGCGGCCAGCAGGCCCUCCACCAACCCGUAGCCCUACUUCGGCCCCAACUCCGGCCCCAAACCCUCCUUCACAGCCUCCACAAGCAUCACCUCCUGCUGGCAAUUCUAUUUCUCCAUCUUCCUCCUCAUCCUUUUUUCGCCGUCCUUUUGACAGAUCGCGUGGAAACCUCUUUCUGCAGCCUUUUGUUCCUAACACAGCCUCAUCAUCAACCCCACCUAACCCGGCAAUCCAAGAAAUAUGCAAAAACACAGACUACCCUGAUCUUUGCAUCUCAUCCCUGACCCCUUUCCAACCACCCAAGGUUGACCCCAUAUCCGCGCUUGAGAUGGCAAUCAAGGCUUGCACCGCACACGCCCAGAUGUCUCUAGCCGCAGCCUCAAAACUUGUGACGACGCCUAACACUGCACGUGGCACGGUCGCUGCACUAAGUGAUUGCAAGGAAAUGUACUCUGAUGCCUUGGACGGCCUUCAGAGCGCCAUUGAUGCAAUCCAGAGCCGCGACAUGGGCACAAUUAAUAGCAUGCUUAGCGGGGUGGUGACCGAUGCUGUGACGUGUGGGGAUGGGUUUGAAGGACAGCAAUCUCCGCUUGGUGAUUACGAUGACAAGCUUCAUAAAAUGGCCAGCAAUGGCCUUGCCAUUGCUUCUUUGAUCAAGGGAUGAUCAUGAUCUAUAUAUACCUUCAGUUCCUUCCAUUUUGUUUUGUGAUGUUUCUUGUUGUGCACGAAAAACAUCACAUAGCUAGCAAAUUGAGAAGAGUAGAGAUUUAGGAAUAUAUAAAUUAAAGAAAGUUUACAUUUUUAUUUUUGUACCAUAGCUUGUAUAUCUUUUGUCUUUAUUCCUUG